ACCUGCGCUCUGGGACUUAACGGUCGUGCGCUGCCGCUGGGGUCUAUGGAUCUGUCUGUGCGGCUGCUGCGUGUAGCGUCUCGGAAAGGAAACUGCAUUUCAGGGGCUUGGGGCUCGUGGCGCUGCCGGGAACCCUCCGCGGGAAGCGAGGGAGCAGCCCGAGUGAUCCGGUUUGCGCGGGCUGCGGGCUCUCGGGGGACUCGGAGCACCCCGAGUAAGAGCCGUGCCUCCGGGGUGCUCUCGGCCAGCGGAACUGCCCUGUGAAUGUUUGGAAUUGCAGCCAAAAAACUGGUUUCUCAUGAGAAUAGUAUCAGCUGAACCUUUUAAUUCAUUUAUCUGGCUGGACUGUUAAUAGCCUACAGGUCCUACCUCCCCCCACACUGAGACAGAUCUGUGGUAUGAGUUUGAAGCCUGAGAACAGGUGUCUGCCAUGGGAGGAGAGCUUCUGACCUGAGACCCACACCAAAUCUCGAAGAGUCCUGGCCAGGGGUGGGCUCUGCACCUGCAGGCUAUCCCGACCAGUCCUUCCCAGAGCCAGCAAGAACCAAAUGACAUCUCAACCUUGAAAUACCAGUCACAGCUGUGCAGCAUGGAGCAGCUGGCACAGACGAUGCCUAGAAGAGCUUGGUGUUCCCAGGACUCUGCACUUUGCCAGGAAGAAGAGGACAUGACCAGAUCUUUUAAAGCAGUGACAUUCAAGGAUGUGGCUGUGGACCUCACCCAGGAGGAAUGGCAGCAAAUGAAACCUGCCCAGAGGAGUUUGUACCGAGAUGUGAUGCUAGAGACCUACAGCAACCUUGUAACCGUAGGUGGUCCAGUCCCCAAACCAGAUGUGAUCUUCAAAUUAGAGCAAGAAGAGGAGCCCUGGGUGGUGGAAGAAGAGAUGUUCUGGAGACGCUCUGCAGAAGCCAGAAGAGGAGGAAAGAACACGUUUGCAUCUAAAGACAUGGCCAAGGGCUUGAAUUUCAAAGAUGUGGUCAUUUACUUCUCUCGAGAGGAAUGGAAGUGCUUGCACCCUUCCCACAGGAAUUUGUACCAGGAUGUAAUGUUGGAGACUUACAGCAACCUGAUUUCACUAGGUAUUGCUGACACUAAGCCGAGUGUGAUCUCCCUUUUAGAGCAGGGGAAAGAGCCCUGGAUGGUGAUGAGGAACGAGACAAAAGAAUGGCAUUCGGAUUGGGCGUCUAGAAGAGAAGGCAAGAACUUACUUCCAAAGGAUGGCUACAGAAUUAUAUCAACAAAAUUAUUGCAACAAAAGGUGGCAAAAAAGCGUACACAGUCCAGCCUUGAAAACAACAGAACUAGAGGUAACAGAGAGAUCACAGGCCAGCUGGAGAUGCAACAGGACCAUCAGGAGGGACAUUUGAAACAAGCUGUGGUGACCUCUGUCAGGAGGCCUAGUUCCUUCCAGUGCACAGCCCAUAAAGAAGCUCACUCUGGAGAAAAACCCUAUGAAUGUAAGAAAUGUAAGAAAACAUUCAUGUGCCGGUCGUGUCUCAUUGAACACGAGCAAAUGCACAAUAAGGAAAAAGGCAUUAAGUGUACACAGUGUGGGAAAGUCUUUAGCUGUAGGUCAGACUUGACUAUGCACCAAAGACUUCAUGAAAGCAAAAAAAGCAAUGAAAAUAAGAAAAGUGCCCUUAAUUGUGGUUCUGACAUUUUGAGACCUCAGAGUACUCACAGUAGUGAGAAACCUCAUAAGUGUAAGGAAUGCGGGAAAGGUUUCCAUUCUACCUCACAGCUCAGUCACCAUCAAAAGUUGCAUAUAGGUGAGAAGCCCUACAAGUGUAAGGAGUGUGGGAAGGCAUUUCCAUCUGUCGCACAGCUUAGUCUUCACCAGAGAGUUCACACUGAUGAGAAGUGCUUUGAGUGUAAGGAAUGUGGGAAAGCCUUUACCCGCCCCUCACAUCUCCUUCGUCACCAGCGAAUCCACACUGGUGAGAAGCCACAUAUGUGUAAGGAAUGCGGGAAGGCCUUCCGUUACGACACUCAGCUUAGUCUUCAUCAGCUGACUCACGCCGGGGCGAGACGCUAUGAGUGUAAGGACUGUGACAAGGUGUAUAGUUGUGCCUCACAGCUCACUCUACAUCAGAUGGUUCACACCGGGGAGAAGCCCCACAAGUGUAAAGAGUGUGGGAAAGGCUUUAUCUCUGAUUCACACCUUCUUCGACAUCAGAGUGUUCACACUGGUGAGAAGCCCUAUAAAUGUAAGGAGUGCGGCAAGGGCUUUCGUCGUGGCACAGAGCUUGCCCGACAUCAGAGAGCCCAUGCUGGUGAUAAACCCUAUAAAUGUAAGGAAUGUGGAAAGUCCUUUACUUGUACCACAGAACUCCUUAGACAUCAGAAAGUCCACACUGGUGAGAGACCCCACAAAUGUAAGGAGUGUGGGAAGGCUUUCAUCCGAAGAUCAGAACUAACACAUCAUGAAAGAAGCCACAGUGGUGAAAAGCCCUAUGAGUGUAAGGAGUGCGGGAAGACCUUUGGCCGCGGCUCAGAACUUAGUCGACACCUGAAAAUCCAUACUGGGGAGAAGCCCUAUAAGUGUAAACAGUGUGGGAAAGCCUUCAUUCGUGGCUCUCACCUUACCCAACAUCAGAGAAUUCAUACAGGGCAGAGGAGUGAAUGAGGAAACGCUGCCAUCAAAAAGUCCUACAGUUAGAGCCCCUACAAUGGCUAACAGAUGUGGGACAGCAGCAUUGCAGGCUUCCUCAUCUGCACUAGAAUUCAUACGCAGACCCAGUUAGGGCCAGAAAUGACUGGACAUUUGUCACCAGUAAGAAACCUCACAAUUACAGAAAUUGGAAGUGACUUAAUUAUUCCAGAAUUUAUUGUGAGCUUUAGCUAAUGGAAAACUGGAAAUUCCCAUGGAUAUAAAGAAAGUAGGAAUGCCCUCUCAGUGGCCCAGAGCCAAGUAGGCCCAGGGAAUUCACACCAGAGAAACACUGAGGAGGUAGUAAAUACACCAGAGGAGUUAGUGGUUCGCCCUGAAGAGAAAAUUCAUAAUCACUACAGAUGUGAUCUUUCGUACUUAAGGUCACACUUACGUUCAAAGUGCAGCACAUUCUCCCUUCAUCCCACUCACAUUCUAUGAAAUAUUUGCAGAUUUACUCUAUAAAAUGAGCUUGAACUGAGGAAGUGUAGAAAAGGACUUGACCAUGUUUACCUUUAACUCAAGAGUUAGAGCAGGGUAAAUUACUUACUGACUUUAAAAUUCUUUUAUAAAUUAGCAAUGUUAGAAUCAUAUAUCUAGUUAUACUGUGAGUAUGUGUAUAGCUUGCAUACUAGCAUCUAACUAGUUUUUAAAGUGUACCAAAUGCAUCAGGGCAUUGUGGUGCAUACCUGUAAUCUAAGCACCUGGAAGCUAAAGGCAGGAGGAUUACAAGUUUGAGGCUAGCUUGAAGGAUAUUCCAAGGAAAAAGUAUACCAAAGAUAGCUGCUUUCUUGUUACUUUCAAACUUGUGAACUUUUAUAUUACAAUCUUAUAAAAGGAAAGCCUUACAUGCCUGGUGGUUGGAGGGACAUUUUGCAUUGUCUCCUAGACUGUUACAGAAUCAGGUUCCUUUUAAAGAAAAGCUGAAAGCUUCCAUUCAUCGUUUGCCCUUCUCCUAGUCAGGAGGCUCACAGUUUGAUCGCAGACCCGUUAUUUUUCCCGUUAUUUUGAUGACACAGAGUUGUGUGUGGGCUGAAGAUGAAAGUUUCUGAGCUAAGGCCGGUUGGAUGAGCAAAGUGUAGGCCUUGCCUAUCUGCGGCAUUACCACUUCCCUCUGCUGUGUCACCAGCCACAGCCACGCACAGUCUGGUCCUCCUCCUGCACACUUGGUCUCACGUGUGCGAGAGGAUCUGAGCAGAAGUGCACGUGGGCUUUAGUAAGAAGACAGGGAAAUGGUCUUCCCACCUGCAGGGAGCACAUCUGUGCGCCAGGAGGCGCCUGAUUUGUGUUGCAGUCCAAAGGGCCAGAAGCUGAGACUGUCCUAGGCAAUGUGAGGUCAUUGACGUGGCUUCAGGAAACCAUGAACUGCAGAAUAAGAAAUGCAUACAUUGAAAAUUCAGCUCUUUACAUUGUACCUCUUAGAAAUUACCAUUUAAAAUAUAUUUAUAUAAAUAUUCAGUUUCAGUAAGGUAGGAUGUUUAUAUAAAAUUUCAGCUUUUAUAGUGUAUCUGAUAUAGAGAAGCAGUACUUUUAAAGAACUUUUAGCCAUAUUAUCGAAAUGUAUACUCAGCUUUGACUUAGUAAGAUAUAGGCUGUUUACGUACAGCAUUUGAUGGUGUCUUUUUAUAUCCUGGAAAAGUAUUGUUUUCCUGAAUGAAGUGAGAGCCAAAGAGAACCUGCUUAAGGAACUACACUAAUUCCUCUACACCUGAGUCAUCUGGCAGCUAAAAAUCUUCUACCUCUUCAGGACACAAGGCACUCACAGCUAUGCAGGAGCAAACCUUUUUACCAAAUUUGGAAAAGCACAGCAUCUAAAAUCAACAGCUAUCUACAAAUCCGUUUUACUUAGAGUAGAGGGUAUUCUGACUAGACAGCAAGUCUUGUCGGAAGCCCAGGGAAAAGGAACGAGGUGCUUUGUUCAGAUGUUUGUAGGUGCACUGAUGAGCAAAGAGAAACUUAGAGCAGGUGCUGUGAAGGGAAUUUACCUCCCUGCCUGCAGGCUCCACUUGGGAACAGCGCCCUCUAGUGAUUCCUUCCGGCUCGCUGCUAAGGGUUAGACAGACUACUGCAGACAGUGCAGGCAGAGUCCAGGUAGGGCGUGCCUGCCGUCCACCUUUGAUUUUUUGAUACAGGUCCUCGUGAGCUGGGACUGACUAGUGAACCCCAGGGACCCACUUGGCUCUAGCCUUAGCAUUGGAGUUAAAAGCAAGUGCCACAUCACCUGACUUUUUUAUGUGGAUUUUGGGAGAUGAACUCAGGUCCUCAUGCUUGUACAGCAAGCACUUUACUGGCUGAGCAUCUCUCCAGCCCAUCAAGUAUUUUUUAAAUGGGAAUUUUAAUCUGCACUGGUAUAUUAACUUAAUAAAUCUAAAAUUUUAACUAUUCUAAAAAUAGAACUUGCACACAUUUUAUAAGAAUUAAAUUAAUAAAAGCAGGAUUUUAAAAGGUGAUAUUAGUACUAAUUUCAGUGUUAGAAGGAUAGCUCUUUACUUUUCUGCUCAUGUGUACAUACUUUUUUCAAGACUUGAAUGUCCUCUCCCAAAUGUAUGUAUCAUGAUGCACCUGAAAGCAAGAAUAUACUGAGUAACUUCUUUAGUGAAGCAACGUUGCAUACACUGUUGUCAGUGGAUGCUGUGCUCCGUGCUCACUCACUCCGGCUGGGACACACCCACACUUUUCUCACAGGGUCUGGGUGGGAAGGGUAUUGAAUGGAAUUGUGCAUGCACACAGGAGUGCAGCCGCCUUUCCUCACAUGGUAAUCUACUAUAAACCUCUUUCCAGUCAGCACAGAUCUAACUAGCUUCACAUACUCACACAGCCCGUUCCUCACUAGCGAGUGUUGAGGUUAUUUUACCAUCAACGAUGAGUUCAGGACCCAGAUAUUGCCAUAUGUUGGAGCUUCUGCUUCUGUAAAGCAGGUGUACUCCUGCUAUUUGAAUCCUUGCCUUAACAUAGUAGAUUUAAAAUGUACUUGGUGCCUUAUUUUUGUGGGAAGCUCGCCAUUAUCUCAACAGAAAUGUGUGUGUUUCCCAGCAGUGUAAACCAGGACUGAAAAUGUGCCUUCCAUUUGCACUUCUUAACUGCCAGCAAGGCUGAGCGUCUCCUGUGCCUUUGGACAUUUGAGCUUUGUUUCUGUGACUUGCACAUUGCUGUCAGUCUCCCUUUGUAAAACUGGAGUUGGGCCAGGCAGUGGUGGUGCACGCCUUUAAUCCCAGCACUCAGGAGGCAGAGGCAGGUGGAUCUCUGUGAGUCCAAGGCCAGCCUGGUCUACAAGAGCUAGUUCCAGGAGAGGCUCCAAAG
Molecule: messenger RNA, 5950 nt
Organism: Arvicola amphibius (Eurasian water vole)
Lineage: Eukaryota; Metazoa; Chordata; Mammalia; Rodentia; Cricetidae
Product: zinc finger protein 568
Exons: 10
Coding region: 590-2626 (678 amino acids)
Biological process (GO): negative regulation of transcription by RNA polymerase II
Molecular function (GO): DNA-binding transcription repressor activity, RNA polymerase II-specific; RNA polymerase II cis-regulatory region sequence-specific DNA binding
Source: RefSeq, a predicted model, not a curated record